GAAAUAACGUAAAUAACGAGCGUCUGCUCAUGGCAAAUGAAUGUUGUUUUUUAUUUUGUUGUUAAUUGUUAAAUGUUAAUUUUGUUUCUUUGUUGAUGCCGGUUUCGUUGGUGCGUGCUUUAGGUUAAUGGUUGACGUAGCGCCGAGCGCUAAUAAAAAUAUUAAAAAUGGAUUAUGAUGAAUGGACCAAAUGCGAAGACGAAAACGGUUUUUUAUAUUAUUUUAACAAAAAAACUGGUGUUAAAGACUGGGAGCACCCCAAAUUCAAGCAAAUCAAGCAAACAUUAGACGAAUGCAAUUACGUGAAAUAUUCCAAGUAUCGGGUAGCCCUGAAAAUUAGAGCUCUACAAAAGGCUCUUUACUUUGAUCAAGUGCCUCUUCAUUUCAUAUCAGGCGUAUUCGAUAAACACAAAUUAGGCUCAAACGAAUGUUGUUUGCAACUGGAAAGUUGCGAAAUCGAAUCCGUUUUAUAUGACAUUUAUUUCGCUACCAGGAAGACACACAAUUCCAAUCUGGACAUCGAUUUAGCCACCGAACUUAUGCUCAAUUUCUUAUAUAACAUUUUCGAUCCGCAUAGGAAAGGGAAAAUACAAGUAUUCUCGAUUAAGAUAUUACUGAUACUGUUGAGCAAAUGCGAGUUGAAAGAAAUGUAUAAAUACAUAUACUCGGAGUGUUCUGAUCACAACGACUGCAUCACCAGACCGAGAUUGCAGGGCUUUUUAACCAAAAUCACCAGUAUUAUGGAGUAUACACACGAGGAAUCGAGUUUCGGGCAACAAGUGCUAACAGCAGCAGUCGAGAAUUGUUUUUUACAUUCUCCCGGCUUUCUGGGUAUAAACGAGGCCAUGUUCAUGGGUUGGGUAGACUCGAACCCGAAAAUUCUCUCCUGGAUUCCAGUCCUCCAUAGAAUUCGUAUAGCGGAAUCUAUUUCGCACUCGGUGAGAUGCAAUUCGUGUAAAGCCAGUCCGAUAACGGGCAUGUGUUACAAAUGCACGAAAUGCCGCCGUUAUUUCCAAUGCCAGACGUGUUUUCUCUCGGGGUACACCAGCAAUUCUCACGCAUCCUCGCACGCCAUGAAAGAGUAUUGUACGAUGAAAAGUGAUUCGAGCAUCGUGGAUAAAAUGUUUAGGACGUUCGUCUGCGCCAUUCGGUGCAACGAAAACGAAAAGUUUUCUAACACCCGCAUGAUAGAAAAAAGCAAUGUAGUAAUCAAUACGGACGGAGAACAAUGUGAUGUGCAGCCAAUGUGUUCCCCGAGGAGUCAAUUGAAACUCGUGAUAAACAAGCUGGAAAGGCAAACGUCGGAUUUGCAUCGAAUUUUGGCUUCUUCGAGCACUAAACAAAAGGAUAUAUUGGAGUAUCUUCGAGAACAUACGGAACAUGUAUCGGAACAAGUGGAUAAACUCAAAAUGUUGAAUGAGUGCAUGUCUACUAACGGCGAGGAAACCAGGAGGAAAUCCGUAAGAAAAAAAUACUCCGAAUCCACUCCGGCUUUAAGAAAAAAUAAAAAACCUAUUACGAAUGAAUCGACCAGUUUGAACAUGCUUAGUCCUAUUAUAUGCGAUUCGAAACCGCACGAGUACAGUUACGUUGAAAGUAACAGAAGUUCUAAACUAUCCCAACACUACACAUUACACGAUACAGCCGGAUUGUCUUCCAACGAAAGUAAAACUGUUUACCACAUCGACGAUAUCAGCACGUGGAUGGGCGGUCAUCCGAAGGAUUCCACGAUUGCUCCGGAAACCAAUAGCAAGAAAACAAAGGCCUUCCAUAAUGAUUUAGACGAAGCUCUUGCUCAGCUUCAGCAAAUUCUGGCCAACAACGUGUCUUUGGACGACUCGCUAACGUCCAUCGAUAACAGUCAAUUGAAAAGUGCCAUGACGGAGGUGGAGGGAAUGCUCACGUCUUUUAUCGAUACUGUCGAAAACAGCAGGCCCGGUUCAUUCAGAUCGAAAAGAACGGAAACUAUUACAGAGCUAUAAUAAGUGCAAUUUCAAGUGUUCAGUGCCGUCAUUUAACGAGUAUAUUCUAUAGAUUUAAUACAGUGUAUGACGAAUUUGAUGGGAUUCAAUGUUUCUAUUUUUUCUAACAAAUUUAUCGAACACUUCUGAGCCUUGCUGCGUUUGCGCAAAGUUCUUCAUGGUUAGUUAAAAGGACUUUGACACACUUGCACGUAUGUUUAGAAACGUUCAGUACCUUUGUUAUAAAAAAAU
Phyllotreta striolata is the source of this 2213-nucleotide messenger RNA. The record is from the annotation of a GenBank genome assembly. Lineage: Eukaryota; Metazoa; Arthropoda; Insecta; Coleoptera; Chrysomelidae.